AUGGAUCCGUUAAUCCGUGAAAACAAAGUGCACGCACGUUUAAUAAGUAAUGCACUCAGCAAUUUUAAAAAACUGGGGAAGGCUAAUCACACCCCUGCUGUGAUUCGCGGACGUCUCUCUUUGCUGAAGGACUACUGGAACAAAUUCCAAGCCACGCACAUCCAGAUUGAGGUUGCUGCAACUGAGGAGGAGACCAGGACAAAUUCCUACUUCUCCGAGGACAUCUUCGGCAAUACGGAAGCGGCCUUCCUCUCUGCCCUCGACGCUCUGACGGCAGCUUUACCUGCGGACAACGAAGCAGCAAGUAACCCUUGUAACAUAAGCUCCGUUUCUUGUCAUCGCGAAUCCGCGCCGUCUGUCAAACUCCCACGCAUUGAAUUGCCUAAAUUCUCCGCGGAUUAUACAGAGUGGGAAAACUUUAGAGAUCUCUUUCACGCGUUAGUGGGUUCAAAUGAGUCGUUGUCCGACGUGCAAAAGUUGCACUAUUUAAAAGCAAGUUUGACCGGUGCAGCGUCUCUUUUGUUAAAAAAUGUUUCCACUUCCGCGGCGAAUUACGAAGCUGCGUGGAGGUUGUUGACAGACAGAUACGCGAACGAACGCGCGCUCAUAAAUGCUCAUUUAAAAAUGUUAUUCGACUCACCCCCGAUCGGAUCUGCCGUUUUAAACGAUCUAAGAAGCUUACGUGAUAGAUCUCGCGCCGCUUUAACGGCAUUAAAGAAUUUAUCGCGUCCGGUCGAAUACUGGGACGAUGUGCUCAUUUUUCAUUUUGUCCGUAAGCUGGAUAAAGAGUCCCAUCGGGAGUGGGAGAUGCGUAUGGGCGAAGACGAGUUGUAUCCAUCCCUCGCUGAUUGGGAUGCGUUUAUAAAUGUACGUAUUCGCACCUUAGAAUCGUUGGCGUCUUCGCGCGGUGAAGAAAACAGCUCCUGUAAAGAUUAUUACGGCGCGAUUCUACUCGAAGGGCUUCGUAAAGGCUCUCGAACCGAACCGGUCGCGCAAAAUACGAUUUUUGGAUGGGUGUUGACUGGUCCCAUUCCGUCUACUGAUUCCCAAGCAGUGCAAGUGCAUGUGCACUACGGCGACGGUAACGCCGAAAUUAACGACACUUUAAAAAAGUUUUGGGAGGUAGAAGCGCCUCCGCUCGUUACUUUUCUCUCCGAAGCAGAUAAAAAAUGCGAGGAGCAUUUUCGCAGCACUCACUCGCGUCAACCAGAUGGUAGAUACACGGCGAGAUUGCCCUUCAAAUCAGAACCGCCCAUUGAUAUCGGGUCUUCUAGAAAUUUCGCGGUCGCUUAUUUUUACAAAUUAGAGAAACGACUUGCCCGUGAUCCGGAACAAGCCUCUGCGUACCACGCGUUUCUCGAAGAGUAUUUGAAGUUGGGAAACAUGCGGGAGGUCAGUGAAUCAGAAACGACUUCCAAGCAAACCGUGUAUCUUUCACAUCACCCGGUCAUUCGGCAAGAGAGUAGCACGACGCGCUUGAGAGUGGUUUUCAACGCCUCUAUGCCUACGUCAAACGGGUCUACAUUAAAUGAUCAUUUACUGGUCGGGCCUAAAUUGCAAGCCGAUAUUACGGCAAUUAUUUUGCGCUGGCGUACGCAUCGGUUUGUUUUCGCGGCCGAUAUCGCGAAAAUGUUUCGUCAGAUUUGGAUCGAUGCUCGGGACACCGCGUAUCAAAGGAUCGUCUGGCGACCGAACUCAGAUGAAGCGCUCAAAACUUACGAGUUACUUACCGUCACUUAUGGUACGGCGCCAGCUCCCUUUCUCGCUAAUCGCGUAAUUAAGCAGCUCGCUUUGGACGAAGGAACUAAUUUCCCGUUGGCUGUCCCAAUCUUAAAUGACUGCAUUUACGUGGACGAUGCACUUUUCGGGGCGGAUGAUCGCGUACUGGCGCUCCAAUUACGUCAGCAGGUGACGGAACUGCUGCAAAACGGGGGUUUCCAUUUAAGAAAAUGGGCAAGUAAUUGUCCACAACUAUUAACAGGCAUUCCUGAUGAUGAACACGAGCUGGCCGCUAGCCGCUCAUUUCAGGAUUCUGAAGGGUUAAAAAUGCUUGGCCUUCUUUGGCAACCUAACACGGACGAAUUCCGGUUUAAAUUAAAAAUCGAUCUCGCGAAUACGGCUAAUCCGACUAAGCGAGUCAUUCUAUCUACCGUAGCGAAAAUUUUCGAUCCAUUGGGUUGGAUCGCUCCAGUUGUAAUCGUAGCCAAGAUUUUUAUUCAAAAGCUAUGGGUGGCCAAGCUUGAUUGGGACGACCCGUUACCACUGGAGUUGACCAAACAAUGGCGCGAAUAUGCAACGGAAUUUAACGCAUUACCGAACGUUUUCAUACCGCGAUGGGUCGGGAUCGGUAAUGAUUCCCUGCAUUACGAAAUUCACGGCUUUGCAGAUGCCUCUCAAGACGCGUAUGCAGCCGUAAUUUAUUUACGCGUAACCAACGUCGCGAAUGAGACCACGGUACAUAUAUUGCUUUCUAAGACUAAAGUAGCUCCAUUGAAGCCACUCACAAUUCCGCGUCUCGAGCUAUGCGCUUGCCUAAUAAUGACGCGUUUGAUCGAACACGUGCAAGUUACAUUAAAACUUAAUAAUUGCACGGUGUACUGCUGGACCGAUUCCACAGUAUCACUCGCGUGGAUAAAUAAGCAACCGAGCGAACUAAAAACAUUUACUGCGCAUCGGGUCGCAGAAAUUCAAAAUCGCGUGCCUAACGCUAUUUGGCGACACGUACCUUCGGGUCAUAAUCCCGCUGACUGCGCCUCUCGUGGUCUAUCGGUGUCACAGCUGCUUCAACAUACCCUUUGGUGGCACGGCCCUUCCUGGCUUAUACAAGCUCCUAAUGAGUGGCCAGAAAGUAAGCCUACGGUCCCGAAGGAAGCUGAAGCAGAAGUUAAAAUUAAUAUCAGCAUGUUACACGUUCAAUCGGAGACGGAAUGGGAUCUGCCAAUGCGCACAUCUUCAUGGCGAAAACUUUUACGCAUCACCGCGUACGUUUUCCGAUUUACCUCGCGAAAUAAAGGGAAUCGCUAUUCAGACACGGUUAUUACCGCGGCUGAGAUCCUCGCGGCGCGUAAAUUCUGGAUCACGUACGUCCAGACUCGGCAUUAUCGACGGGAAAUAGCGGCUAUGCUUAAGGGCGAAUCCCUGUUAAAAGCUAGCCCGUUACUUCGGCUUAAUCCGUUUCUUGGCGAAGAUGGUACUGUCCGUGUUGGCGGGCGGUUGCGCAACUCAGAACUUCCGCAACGCUUUCCGAUAAUAUUACCGGUGCAUCGAAUCACCGAACUCAUCAUCGCUGAUUGUCACGAGAACACGUUACAUGGGGGCACGCAGUUAAUGUUAAAUGUUUUACGGCAAACGUUUUGGAUCGUCAACGCGCGACGGCUAGUUAAAGGCCACAUUCACAAAUGCGUCACGUGCGUGCGUUGGCGGGCGGUCACCGCAAGUCAACAAAUGAGCGACUUACCUGCGGUGAGAGUCACUCCAUCUCGAGCGUUCGUCCAUUGCGGCCUGGAUUACGCAGGACCGUUCUCUGCUCUCGCGUAUCGUGGACGUGGGCAAAGGGCGCAAAAGGUUUACAUCGCUCUUUUUGUUUGUUUGGCGACUCGCGCUAUCCACCUCGAAUUGGUGCGCGACUACUCCACUUCAGCGUUUCUAGCAGCAUUUGAACGCUUCACGUCUCGCCGCGGAUUGCCUACGAAUUUAUAUAGCGAUAAUGGGACUAAUUUCCAAGGCGCUAAUAAAGAAUUAAUGAACGCAUUUAAACAAGUAACGGCAGACACUCACCUUCGUUCGCGUUUAGCUGCCGAUUAUAUCACGUGGCACUUUAUUCCGCCGGCAGCUCCUCAUUUUGGAGGAAUCUGGGAGGCAGGGGUCAAAAGCGUUAAGACCCAUCUGCGACGCAUGCUCGGCGAUCGUACGCCUACUUGCGAGGAACUAAUUACGCUCCUCUGCCGCAUCGAGGCAUGUUUAAAUUCACGCCCUUUGGCUCCUUUAAACGAUGACCUCGAGUCAUGUGAGGCCCUCACUCCAGGUCACUUUCUCGUGGGCGCAGCAUUAAAAUCUGUUCCGGUGCCAUCAGUACUGGAAAUUAACGAGAAUCGCUUAUCGAGAUGGCAACUCGUUCAACAGCUCACGGAAAAGUUCUGGAAAGCAUGGGCUAACGAUUACUUACACACAUUACAGGCGCGAUCGAAGUGGUGUAGUCGCGUCCCCAACCUCAAAAUCGGGGACUUAGUUCUACUCAAGAGCUCGACGCUUCCCCCGGCGAAAUGGGAACUAGGUCGGGUGACCGAAUGUCAUCCUGGUAAAGACGGCCUCAUUCGUGUAGUCACCGUAAAGACUGCACAUUCGCAAUAUGUACGUCCGAUCGCUAGGUUAUGUAAGUUACCGAUUAGCCAUUAA
Molecule: messenger RNA, 4395 nt
Organism: Osmia bicornis bicornis
Lineage: Eukaryota; Metazoa; Arthropoda; Insecta; Hymenoptera; Megachilidae
Exons: 2
Coding region: 1-4395 (1464 amino acids)
Biological process (GO): DNA integration
Molecular function (GO): nucleic acid binding
Source: RefSeq, a predicted model, not a curated record